This is a messenger RNA of Neoarthrinium moseri, 1887 nucleotides long. RefSeq lists its product as uncharacterized. The coding region runs from base 1 to 1887 and encodes 628 amino acids. Lineage: Eukaryota; Fungi; Ascomycota; Sordariomycetes; Amphisphaeriales; Apiosporaceae. The record is from RefSeq and is a predicted model, not a curated record. The transcript has a single exon.
AUGGUACCACCAUUCCAAUAUCGAGAUUUGAGUUUGGACAGGAAAGAGAUCCGCCUCAUUGAGGUGGAACCCCUUGAAGUCGACGGUUUUGAAUCAAGGUCUGGGCCCGAAUCGGUGGUUCGGUGCCACUUGAAGCAUGCGAGUCUCAACGACCCGCCAUGGUACAGGGCGCUCUCCUACGUCUGGGGAGAUCCAACCCACACGAGCCAGAUCCUCCUGGAUGGCCAGCGGUUCCACGUCACGGCGAAUCUGGAAUCGGCCCUGAGACAUGUGGCGGCCGUGCGCCAGCAAGAGGCAGGUCCGGUGUUGACCUUGUGGGUUGACGCCAUUUGCAUCAAUCAGCAGAACGAGGAUGAGAAAAUGCACCAAGUCUCGCAGAUGAAGACUAUUUUCGAGACGGCAUCCGAGACGCUUCUCUGGCUGGGUCCCGCGAGCGAGGAUAGCGAUCUCGCCAUUGAUACCUUGCGCUCGAUGAACAGUAUGGCAAUAUCAAUGAAGGGGCUCUUCUCUUCGUGGUCCGCAGUCCCCUUCGCCGAAAAGCCAUCCGAUCCUCUGGUGGCCGCUGUUCAAAGCGUACUCGACCAGGUGCUGAUCGAGCUCUGUCGCGACGACUCAGCCCGGUUGAGAGCAAUCAGCGCGCUAUUUGAUAGGCCCUGGUUCCGCCGCGUCUGGGUGAUCCAAGAGCGCGUCCUGUCGUUCAACAGCACAGUCUGCUGUGGGAGGGAAUCGAUCAUGUGGGGGAUAUUCUAUGACGGGUUCUGGAUACUAUGUGGCCUGCGCGACUAUAUAAACCUGGUUGGCUGUGUGGCCGGCAGGGGCGAUAGCUCUGCGCUGGCAACUUAUCUCACGACGGCCUUGGACAAGGUGGUGCCUGUGGCCUUUACACCGCGUCGCUCUUCCGUGUUCCUCCUCUUCUCCCUGCUUUCUAGAAUGGCGACCCAGAACCAAUUGCAAGCCUCGGAUAGACGAGACUACGUAUUCGCGCUCCUGGGCCUGAUUGACCCUGGAAAGAGCCCAUCAAUCAUGGCGGACUAUACCAAAGACUGGCCCUCCAUUCAGGUCAAGGUAGCGAAAGCAUGCUUGGCCUAUUACGGACCGAGCUUCCUGUCCUUUGCCGGCGUUUGCGAGAGUACAGAAAGUUCCGCUGUAGCCGGGAGAGCCAUACCAUCCUGGGCACCAGAUUGGUCAUCUGAACACUUACCUCAGCCACUCAGCGUAGCUUCGGUGUUUGUUGUUCGGGGAAAUAACAGAAGAUCCGCCUAUUCGGUAUCGGCUGGCUACACUCAGACCCUGUCAAGAGGCUUUUCCGAUGGACACCGACUAGCAUUGGCCGCAUUCCUCGUAGACGAGGUUGUAGAACUGGGCCGGCCAUUCGCACAAGCCGAAACCUUCACACAAGACACGGCGCGAGUAGAGUCGCUGGCACUCUGGCUUAGAGACUUCGAUGAAAUUCUGCCAUCCACCAAUGAGGUAUACCAGACUCUGGAGCAGGUAAAGGAGGCCCUUUGGAGGACCCCGAUAGCAGACCGCGGGCUUCCGCACAACUGGGAAAGGGAACGAGCAUCCGAUCAAACAUUCGCAACAUACCAAGCUCUACGGGCUGGUCAGGUUAUCCAGGGUGUAAAGUACGCCAACAUCGCCAACAGCCAGCUCUACAGGAGGCGUCCCUUCAGGUCCUGCAGAGGUCAUCUCGGACUUGGCCCUCUGGGCACGUCCACUGGCGACUCUAUCUGGGUUAUCCCGGGAGCCGACGUUCCAUUCAUACUCCGACCUGCGGGGAACAACACUUUCCUAGUGAUCGGUGAGGCAUAUGUCCAUGGAAUUAUGGACAACGAACCGUGGAUAUCGCCACCGGUUGGACAGCUUCAAAAAAUCGAACUGAUUUAG